AUGACAUAUCCUUGGUGGAAUAUUUCAAUUUGGUGCAUCUUCAUCCUGUGUCUCAAGCUGCACAACUCAGUUUGCAAUCAAUCAUUUACAUUUGAUAACAUGGAUAUGGAGAUCGCUUUUCAAGACCUGUUCAAUCUACCAUUGCUGGAAACACAAAUGGGAGCUAUGGAGCCAACAACAAAGAGUUCAAAUAUUUUGACAAAUGUACCUUCUACCCGUGCAAAAACAAAGUUAAAAGCUAAAGCUACAACACAAAAGGCAAAUCAUAAAAGUAGGGCACUUCUGCUAGAAUUUGUCAUGUCUAUUAAAUUUGAUCAUUUUAGUUGGCUUAAUAUUUAUUUUACGGAUUCAAACUCUAGUAAUCAAACAACCAUCACAGAUAUCAAAGAAAGCAUUGAAAGAGGCCUUCAAAAAUGA
This is a messenger RNA of Melampsora larici-populina 98AG31, 417 nucleotides long. RefSeq lists its product as uncharacterized. The transcript is spliced from 2 exons. Lineage: Eukaryota; Fungi; Basidiomycota; Pucciniomycetes; Pucciniales; Melampsoraceae. Bases 1 to 417 code for a protein of 138 amino acids. The record is from RefSeq and is a predicted model, not a curated record.